Owenia fusiformis is the source of this 2876-nucleotide messenger RNA. The record is from the annotation of a GenBank genome assembly. Lineage: Eukaryota; Metazoa; Annelida; Polychaeta; Sabellida; Oweniidae.
GGUAGUCUUAAAUCGUUCUUCUUCAUUGCCGUAUCCAUUGCUUUGAUGUUCCAUAAAGGUAUAAGACAAUCUGGAGACUGAACAGUGUGAAAUUACAAGAGUAAAAUGGCAAAACGGACAACGACUGUUGCUCCUGAAAAUAUGACCGAGAUGGAACUAGAUAGCUCACAAUUCGACCGCAAAUACAGCAGUUUCUCCAGGAGUGAUUCCAGCAAUUCAAGCAUGGUUGGAAACUCGACGAUUAAAACAGGACUAUGUUAUGUAGAUCCUGUCUCUCAUAAGGGAAAAACCAUACAGAUGUUGGCAAUGCUUAUAAUGACCUUCAUCCCAAUAACUGGUAUGGUGAUUUAUGGUGUUUCAUUUGUAGCGAAUGCCAUAGACGCUGAGAAUCAGCUUCAUAUCAUACAACGCCAAGUCGACUCAGUAAAGGCGAUUGAUGACCUGGUGCACGCACUGCAACUAGAACGCGCCGCAACUGUGUAUUAUCUAGCAACAAAUGGGUCAGACACAUGGAGCCUCACAAAGUUCUACAACGAAACCGACCAGGCAUUGCUCAGCACUGUUGACUGGCUCAAAGACAUGGCCAUUGUUAGCAUAAAGGAAUACUCCACCAAAGAGGAUUUUCAUCAGUAUUUACAAUUCCAUCGUUCUCAACUAAAAGUGAACCAUACUUUCAUAUACAGGGAUAUGUCCUUUUACACGGAGGCUAUUAAGUCAAUGGUGGACUUCCUCAUUGCUUUUACGCAGGACGACAAGCACGGCAUAAUCUGGCGUCAACUUGUAGCUAGUAAAAUGAUCAUCGAGGCGAAUGAACAUAUCGGAAAAGUUCUGGCAGCGGGCAUAGACUAUUUCAUUAAAGGUGCACUUCCCCUUGAAGACUACAGAUUUUUCGUGAGCAAUGUGGCAUUGGCAAGAGACAAUAUAGCGACGUUCCAGAAAUACUCAGAAACUGCAACCAAACUAUACGAGGAAAUCUAUUUGACGACCAAAUUAGAACGUUCAGUGGAAACCUACAUGGACCUUGUGGUUACCAACAAUAUAACAAAGGAAUGUCUGCCAUGUGCAAUCAACUUUGACUUGACGAUAACAGAGUACCUUAACAUACUUAAGAUCAUCAAAGAAGCAGUGAAAAAAGAAAUUAUAGAACUGGUGAUCACUGAAAUGGCUAAAGCGAAAAGUGAUGUUGCAAUAGGGGUGAUAACAUUCUGUAUCAUGUUCACCUUGUCUCCGGUCGUGGUUACCAUGGUGCACAGAUUGACGUCACGUCUCCAGGACUACGAAAAGAACGUGUCAAUUAAAUCACGAGAAUUAAAAAGAGCUAAGAAACGUUCAGAUGAGCUACUUUAUCAGCUGUUGCCUAAGACGGUUGCGCAUCAGUUAAAACACAACCAAUCAGUUAUUGCGGAAUACUUCGAUGACGUUACUGUAUUUUUCAGUGAUAUUGUCGGGUUUACAAAACUGAGCGCUAUUAGUAAUCCUAUGCAGGUGGUUAACUUCCUCAACGCUCUGUAUAGCUUUUUCGACCACAAGAUCCAGAAGUAUGAUGUGUAUAAAGUUGAAACGAUUGGUGAUGCAUACAUGGUUGCCAGUGGCGUACCUCAACGGAAUGGCAUCUAUCAUGCGCAAGAGAUUGCACUCCUGGCUCUGGACUUACUCGAGGAUACACAUACUUUUCAAAUGCCACACAUUUCCAAAGAAAAGUCAGCCUUUCACUCAAGUAAAUCGCUACAAUUGAGGAUCGGACUGCACACUGGACCAUGCGCAGCAGGUGUUGUUGGAAGUGCUAUGCCAAGGUAUUGUCUGUUCGGUGACACCGUCAAUACAGCAUCGCUCAUGGAAUCAAGUGGACUUCCAUUAAAGAUACACGUGAGCGUUGAUUGUAAGAAGACGCUGGAGAAAAUUGGGGGCUUUUUGAUGGAAUAUAGAGGCGUUGACAUAAAGGGUAAAGGUCCAAUAGAGACGUACUGGCUGAAAGGGAAAAUUGGAAAUGUUAAUAGAGGGGCACGUGUUCCGAUCCACACCUACAACCGCACGAGAAAAUGGGACUCUCCUCCUCAAGGGUACAAAGUCCCGGAGAUUGAAUCUCCGACCUCAGGCUAUAAAAUACCAAAUAUGGACAUUGACUCAACGCCACAUGGCUACACGUUACCAGUAGUUGAGGUUUUAGAUGAGUAUGGCACACCCAGUAUUCGAACUAGCUCGUUUCCUUACGCUAAUUCAGUCGUGUCCCAUGAUAGCAACAGCGUGGUCACCUCUCCAGUGCACCGGUUGAAACAGCGUCAUCCAUUGACUUCGACGAAAGACGAUGAGAGUCCUUGCCUAUCUACGAGCUCAAAUUUUUUCUAGUUGCAAUUAAGAUUUAUUCUUUUUAACAGACAAUGUGAGAAACCGAUGGAAUCUCGAAUAUCAUAUGCAGAUCAAAGUUGCAAAUUCAUAGAUACAGGCAAUGACCAGAAGCGUAUAGUAGACAAACCCAUAGAUUCAGGCAACAUGAAUACAUGUAGUUCAGCGUAUAGUAGACAAGUCCAUAGAUUCAGAUCAGAUCCCGUAUCAAAACUAUUCCCUCGAUUUCUCUCUGAUAAAUUAAAUUGUAUCAUUUUAUGUUACCAUUAUUGGGUGAUGACAUUGAAAACUAAAUACGUUUCAGAAAAUAUCAUAGAACAAAUAGGUUAUUGAUGGUCGUAAUGGAAUAUGAAUUUUUGUCUUGAGAAAAUAUGAUAUAUAUUGGCCUCUGAAAGUUAUCGCCUACGGCCAAGUUGAUAUUUUCCCUCAGAAGUAACAAAGUAACUAUAUUUAGAGAAAAACUUGUUUUAGUACCACCAUCUAUAUCUCAAGUUGUACCGAGAGUCCGAGACAAAUAUGGGACAAUUAUUGGG